AGCCCACAGAAGUCAGAAGAGGGCCUCAGAUCCCUUGGAACUGGAGUACUGAGUUGAAGCUCUUGGAAGAGGCUACCAUUUCAGUCUGCAAAUCUUUAGUUGAAAACAAUCCUCGAACAGGAAAUCUUGGUGCACUAAUUAAAGUCUUCCUUUCUAGAACCAAAGAACUCAAACUUUCAGCAGAAUGUCAGAACCACAUCUUCAUUUGGCAGACACAUAAUGCUUUGUUUAUUAUUUGCUGUUUACUGAAAGUAUUCAUCUGUGAGAUGUCUGAGGAGGAGUUACAGCUUCAUUUUGUGUAUGAAGAAAAGUCUUCUGGCAAUUACAAUUGUGACUCUGAAGAUCUUUUGGAAGAACUGCUCUGCAGCUUGGUGCAGUUAAUCACUGAUACUCCACUCUUAGAUCUUACAUAUGAAAUAUCAGUGGAAGCAAUAUCAACAAUGGUUGUCUUCCUCUCCUGCCAGCUCUUCCACAAGGAAGUUUUGCGACAGAGCAUCAGUCACAAGUAUUUGAUGCAAGGUCCAUGUCUUCCAUAUACCAGCAAACUUGUGAAAACCUUAUUGUAUAACUUUAUCAGACAAGAAAAGCCACCUCCUCCAGGAACUCAUGUUUUCCCUCAGCAGUCGGAUGGGGGAGGACUACUGUAUGGACUGGCAUCAGGAGUAGCAACUGGUCUCUGGACUGUCUUCACACUAGGCGGUGUGGGCAGCAAAGCAGUUGCCUCUCCAGAGCUUACGUCCCCUCUGGCCAACCAGAGUCUCCUGCUUCUGUUGGUGCUGGCAAACCUGACAGAUGCCUCAGACACACCAAACCCCUACAGACAGGCCAUCAUGUCCUUUAAGAACACGCAAGACAGCAGUCCUUUCCCCUCGUCAAUUCCACAUGCCUUCCAGAUUAAUUUUAACAGUUUGUACAUGGCCCUGUGUGAACAGCAGACAUCUGAUCAAGCAACUCUCCUCCUGUACACUCUGCUCCAUCAGAAUAGCAAUGUCAGAACGUACAUGUUGGCUCGAACAGAUAUGGAAAAUCUUGUUUUACCAAUUCUUGAGAUUCUAUAUCAUGUUGAAGAAAGAAAUUCACACCAUGUGUAUAUGGCCCUUAUAAUACUGUUGAUCCUUACAGAAGACGAUGGCUUCAAUAGGUCCAUUCAUGAAGUGAUAUUAAAAAACAUUACUUGGUAUUCAGAACGAGUUCUAACUGAAAUUUCCCUGGGGAGUCUCCUGAUCCUGGUCGUAAUAAGAACCAUCCAGUACAACAUGACCAGGACAAGAGACAAGUACCUUCAUACAAACUGCCUAGCAGCUCUAGCAAAUAUGUCAGCACAGUUUCGUUCUCUCCACCAGUAUGCUGCCCAGAGGAUCAUCAGUUUGUUUUCUUUGCUGUCUAAAAAACACAACAAAGUUCUAGAACAAGCCACCCAGUCCUUGAGAAGUUCGCUGAGUUCCAAUGAUGUUCCUCUACCAGAUUAUGCACAGGACCUCAAUGUCAUUGAAGAAGUGAUUCGAAUGAUGUUGGAGAUCAUCAACUCCUGCCUGACAAAUUCUCUUCACCACAACCCAAACUUGGUGUAUGCACUGCUUUACAAACGGGACCUCUUUGAGCAAUUUCGAACUCAUCCUUCAUUUCAAGAUAUAAUGCAAAAUAUUGAUCUGGUGAUCACUUUCUUCAGCUCAAGGUUGCUACAAGCUGGAGCUGAACUAUCAGUGGAACGAGUCUUAGAAAUCAUUAAACAAGGGGUUGUUGCACUGCCUAAAGACAGACUAAAGAAAUUUCCAGAAUUGAAAUUCAAAUAUGUGGAAGAGGAGCAACCAGAGGAGUUUUUCAUCCCCUAUGUCUGGUCUCUGGUCUACAGCUCUGCAGUAGGCCUAUACUGGAACCCACAGGACAUCCAGCUUUUCACCAUGGAUUCUGACUGAGUCAGGGUGCACCCCCACCUGGAGUUCGGCUAGUUACUUCAUGUCUGGAGAGCAGAAGCAGACGGAUCACCCAAUGCAUCUUCUACCAGCGAGAGUCGCACAAGUGUUUCCUUCGCACACUUUUGAUUUGGGAAAUUGCUGCCAGUUGGCAAUACACCACUCAGCUUAGAUUGUAGUGCAAGGGGGGAUGCACAGUAAUAAACGUAGAAACUUACUAUUCAA
Molecule: messenger RNA, 2138 nt
Organism: Nannospalax galili (Upper Galilee mountains blind mole rat)
Lineage: Eukaryota; Metazoa; Chordata; Mammalia; Rodentia; Spalacidae
Gene: Dym
Product: dymeclin
Exons: 16
Biological process (GO): Golgi organization
Cellular component (GO): Golgi apparatus
Source: RefSeq, a predicted model, not a curated record